Molecule: messenger RNA, 3614 nt
Organism: Dendrobium catenatum
Lineage: Eukaryota; Viridiplantae; Streptophyta; Magnoliopsida; Asparagales; Orchidaceae
Exons: 5
Coding region: 35-2260 (741 amino acids)
Molecular function (GO): protein dimerization activity
Source: RefSeq, a predicted model, not a curated record
CAUAGUGCGCCUCACUGAUCCAUUAACCCUGCGUAUGCCCUCUCUUUCUAAAAUCUCCACCUCUCUGUUCGUAUUCGUUUUGCUAAAACCUCCGCUGAGAGGACGGCGGAGGCCGAGGACUCGAGGAGCUAUCGAGAGGUUGCAGCGUCAGUCAAUGAACACUGAAGCAGGAGAUGCAGUUGAGGCCCAUGGGAUGGCCGUGGACAAGGAUAAGAGCAGGGUGCAGUGUAACUAUUGUGGGAAGGAAGUACGUGGAUUCAACAGAUUGAAACACCACCUGGGAGGUGUUGGUCAUGAUGUAACUGCAUGCAUUGGGGCCCCUGAUGAUGUUAAGGCACGGAUGAAGGGUUUGUUGUUAGAGAAGAAAAAAGAGAGGCUUCUCAAGGAAGUUGGGGAGAUAUACCAUCCUGAUCUUCCUCUAAAGAGACAUAUCUCACCUACUUUAAGUGACCCUAAACGUGUGCAAUCAAAGCUGACCCACCUUUUGCCUACAUCAAGUGAUGGAGAAGGUAGCACAGAAAUGAGAAAUGGGGAGAAUCAAAAUGUCGUUGACCACGCUGGACCAAGUCAACCAGCUUCAUUGGAUAAGGGAAAGAAUGUCAUGGAGUGUCCACCAUUUGAGAGUGGAAGCGUUUAUGGUGGCAUCCAUAUUUUAAACAAGAUGGAAGAUGCAGAUGUCAUUGUGAAGGAGGAAGUCAAGGACGAUUCAUUCUCACAUGUAGCAAAGCUUAUAGGUUGCUUCUUCAUUGAGGCAGGUAUUGAUCCCAAUGUGAUCAAAUUAUCAUCUUUUCAGAAAAUGAUUGAUGCUAGCAUUAGCUGUGGAUUUGGGUUUAGGGUUCCCAGGCAUGAUGAGCUUAAGGGGUGGAUCCUUGAUGAGCAACUAAAAGAAGUGUGCAGGCAUGUUGAAAAUGUUAGAUCUUCUUGGGAAAGAACUGGAUGCAGCAUCCUGUUAGAUGGUUGGACUGACCAACAGGGAAGAAGCUUGAUUCGUUUUCUGGUAGAUAGCCCACAAGGCACAAUAUUCCUAAGAUCUGUUGAUGCAUCAGAUGCGAUCAGCAAUGCUGAUGCAUUGUUCUUGUUGUUCAGUAAAGUUGUUGAGGAGGUAGGAGCUCAGAAUGUUGUUCAGGUUAUUGCCCAUGAGAAGUCAUGUUACAUGGAGGCUGCUGGUAAGAAGCUAGUGGAGAAGUACAGGUCUUUAUUCUGGACGGUCUGUGCAGAUUACUGCAUAAAUCUCAUUUUGGAGAAGAUAGGAGUGCUGGAUCAUGUGAAGAAAGUCUUGUUUGAUGCGAAGGCCAUCACAAGGUUUAUUUACAGUCAUUUGCUGCCUUUUGAGCUGAUGAGGAAGCACAUUCAAGGGAGCUAUCUGGUUAGACAAUCAAAAUUGAAAUCAAUUUCAGAUUUUCUGACCCUGGGAAACAUAUUGUCUGAAAGAGAAAACUUGAUUCAAAUGUUCAGAUCGGAAGCAUGGAGCAGCUCCGAAUUGGCUUCUAAACCUCUGGGAAAAAAGAUUUGUGAGCUAGUCAAUGAUCCUUUUUUUUGGGCUGCAUCUGCUGAUGUUACAAGGGUCACAAAUCCAAUUAUUCGCGUUCUGCAAAAGAUUGAUGGUUGUGAUACUGCUCCAAUGGGAUUCUUAUAUGAUGCCAUGGAUAGAGCAAAAGAAGGAAUUAAAGGAAAUCUUGGAGGUGAAGAAGCAAGAUACCUGCCCCUGUGGUCUAUAAUUGAUGAAAUAUGGGACAAUUAUCUGCACUGCCCUCUUCAUUCUGCUGGUUAUUAUUUAAAUCCAAAUUUAUUCUGCUCAAAUGAUUUCUUUGUUGACACUGAGGUCACUAAUGGUCUCCUUGGUUGCAUAGUCCGAAUGGUUGAGGGCCCUACCAGUCAAGCUAUGAUAGUUCCACAACUUGAAGCUUAUACAUUGUUGUCAGGGGCAAGCCUCAAUGAGAUGGCAGUGGAUCAAAGAUCAAAAAUGCCACCAGCGUUAUGGUGGGCAUCUUAUGGGUAUCAGAGUCCUGAGUUGCAAAAAUUUGCCAUCAAAAUCCUAAGCCAGCCUUGUAGCGGUGCUCCAAGAUUCAAGCUUAAAAAGGAUGUCUCAGAGCAGAUACAUGACAAAGGAAGGAGUUGCAUCGAACAGCAAAUGUUCUGCAAUAUUGAGUUUGUCCAAAACAAUCUCCGUCUAAGGGAUACCCCACUAUAUUCGGAUCCAAGGGACUGCAUUGGUCCUGAAGACUCUUUCCUAAUGGAUGAUUGGAUUUCAAAGGGCUAGGAAUUCCAACGUGACUGCAACUGUAUAAGAAAUCCAAACUUCUUGCUGGAUCUGCCCCUUCUUUGCAUUGAUGACCGAUCUUCACAUUGACCUUGGAUUGGACGAUGAAAUUAUGUUUGUGUCUAUUCUUUCAAACUUCACAAUAAGCAAACGAAGGCUUUGAUGGCGCUACUGUUCUAGUUCUGACGUAUCAGGUUUAUAGUCCUCAGUUGCAGAGUUUUACCAUGAAAACUCUGAACUGGUGCUGCCAAGAUGUCUCCAUGUACAAGCUUGAGAAGGAUCACUAGGCAGGUGAAUGCCAAGGGAGAAAUUUUGUGGAACAACAUGAGUAGCUAGUCCUUAGUAAUAUCUUAUUUUGGAAUAUCUCAUCAAUCUGGGAUCAGAAAUGACCGCUGUGUUCAGAGGGGUCUGAAGAAUGAUUUGAUUGCAGAGGACUGUCAAGGGCAGGAUGAGAUCAAAGAUGACCCUUAGUAGAACUUGGCGGAUGUACAAGCUAGUGAGAAAUCAGCACUGUUACUUCUCUUGCCGGUAUUGAUUUUGUCCCCAAUUAACCGGAAGAAAAUAUCAUGAUCUAUAUUGUUUAUCCUUCCAAACUUUAGAAGAAGCAGUAUUUGGAAGAAUUAAGGAUGCUGGCGUGCUAAUUUUGGCUUCAAUGAGUUUGUCCGUUUGGCUUUGGCUGUUUUUGAGUUGCGAUACAUUUACUGGGAGUAUGUGCUCGCUGGACAAAAAUACAAGCUUGGAUCACCUUGCUGUUACUGCCUCAUAGUCACCAUCUUCGGUAACAUGACAACAUUUACUUGGACAAAAGGACGACUCAACAAUAUCCUGCUUAUUCCGAGUCAGGAAUCACCUUCUACAUCCAUGAUUAAGGCUUUGUUUGGGACGACUUUCUUAUUGCUUCUUAAAGCAAUUUUUUAGUACAAAAAUUUUAAUUUAAUUUUGUACUAAAAUGUUGCUUUAAGAAGCAGCAGGGAAGCUGCCCCAAAUAAAGCCUAAUACAGUGCUGGCAAGUCGUUAUGCACGAGCAAUGUCCUGCCGCAUUCUUUACACGCAACACUACCAAACACAACAUGACUCUGCUGCAUGGCAUAUCAGAGCUGAAAUGUUAUUUGGUGAACGGUUAUGCUCUUGUGGCUUGCUGCGGGAAAUGAUGAAGGCUUCGUUUGGGACGGUUUUUUUACUGCUUCUAAAAUAGUUUUUUAGUAUAAAAGUUGAAAUUUUUGUACUUAAAAGCUGUUUUAAGAAGUAGCAAAAAAGUCAUCCCAAACAAAACUGAAGUGAGAGAAGCACUGCUCUUUUGCAGAUUGGAGUAUGUUUGACUAAUCUUUGAUAUAUUCAGAGAUGUUUUUGCCCA